This is a messenger RNA of Oryzias latipes (Japanese medaka), 1748 nucleotides long. The record is from RefSeq and is a predicted model, not a curated record. NCBI's taxonomy places the organism in Eukaryota, Metazoa, Chordata, Actinopteri, Beloniformes, Adrianichthyidae.
AAUUAAACAGUAGUGAGGGGGCAUGCGUGUUUUUGUUUAAAGGAUGAACUUAGAUUUUAUUUCCUGCAAUGGUUUUAAUGCAUCACAAAAAAUUAUUUUAGGUUUUCGUCUUUUAAUGUUUUUAAAUCAUUACUUUUGUACAUUUUAUCCCAAACCAACACAUAAGUUGAUUAAAACCUUUCAAAUUUAAUGCAUUCAAAUGCAACAACUUAAAUCUGCAUUUUUAAAGUGUCAAUAAAGUUUUAGUUUGAACCAUCAUGGCGACGCGCAUCGUCACUUCAGCUGUUACAGGCUCUUCAAAUGUUUUAUUAAAAGACAUAUUUUUGAAGAAAAUCCGCUUCCUGUUGAGCACUUGCACUGCAAACGGUAACCGGAGGUUGUUCGGUUCAUACCGCUCCCGUGAUUUUGCAGCCCCCGAUGGCUGUGACAUUGUAGAUCACUUUGACCGCCUGGUUCAAGGUGGAUCUCUAAGGAUUGAUGCCCAGCAGAGACGGGUCAUCCUGCGGCUAGCUCAGCUGCAGCUCACGUUGAAGACGUACAGCAACCGCCCGUACCUGAACACAACAACCAUGGAGUCAAACGAUGAGAGCAUUCAACGUCAGGAUGGAAAAACCUCAAUAUUUACAGCUAAAAAUCGUAGACCUGCUCCUGUGCCACCUCCGAAAGGCUUCUACAUAUACGGAGACGUCGGCACGGGGAAGACCAUGCUCAUGGAUCUGUUUUACUCCCACGUGGAGCACAGCUGCAAAAAAAGAGUGCACUUCAACGCCUUCAUGUUGGACAUCCACAAAAGGAUCCAUCAGAGGAAACAAAGCCUGCCACAACGAAGGCUGGGGAAAAUGUUCACCUAUGACCCCAUAUCACCGGUUGCCAUGGAAAUAGCCAAUGAGACCAGUCUGUUGUGUUUUGAUGAGUUUCAGAUCUGUACAAAAAUGGACUUCAGAGGGACACCUUCCUGCCUUUCAUCCACGUGCUGAAGAAUUAUUGUCACACCGUCUGCCUGGACUCAGGGAUUGAUUACAGGACUUUGGAUCAACCUGCAGCUGGAAAACUCUACUACCUCUCAGGAGAGCCUGGUGCAGAGGCCCACCUGGAUUCCCUGUUUGAGGAGCUAACAUUAAGACAAAAGACUGUUACGGCUCCGCGGGUGAUUACUGUGCUGGGCCGACGUUUGACUCUGCAGAAGACCUGUGGAUCUGUUGCUGACUGCACCUUUGACGAGCUGUGUGGCAGACCUCUGGGUGCCGUCGACUACCUGGAGAUAGCGCGGCUUUUCGACACUGUUUUUAUUCGCCACGUUCCCACGUUGACUUUAUCGCUGAAGGACCAAGUCCGACGCUUCACCACCCUCAUAGACAACCUCUACGACCGCAAGGUGAGAGUGGUGCUGCUGGCAGCCGCUCCUUUAGACCGACUGUUUGUCCACACUGGAGGGGAGGACGAGAGGGAUCGGCAGCUACUGGAUGACCUUGGCCUCAGCGGGGAAGCAGCAGAGCGCCUCACGCUGUUUACUGCUGAGGAGGAGAUCUUUGCCUUCCAGAGGACCGUAUCCAGACUCAGGGAGAUGCAGACAGAGUCAUACUGGAUGGAUGGAGAUCGCACAAAGACACAGCAAAUCCUGACAUGUUCAUAAUCUAUGUCAAAACGGCACAGGAAAACUUCAUUAAUUAGCCACAUUCUGGGAUUUUAGGGACCCAAGAGUGAUGUUCACAACUUAAAAAUAAACAUAUGAUUGACAAACUCUUUUA